AUGGCCGCGAUCUCACCCGGUCGGCCAAGUGGCCCUCCCAGGAAGCCAAAAAAGCAAUCCGCAACCACGAAUACCCAUCGAUUCGAGCCUUUUUCCGAGCGCAUAGCAAGAUUGAGGGUCGAUCCAGUACAUCGCGUUCAGCAGAACCAGUCCACGCCAGAGGACACAGGACUCUCGACAACGCAUUUCGGCCAGUCUUUGGAUCAUUGGGCGGAGCUAAAUCUCUCCGAGAACUUCAUACACUUUGUACAGAAGGCUAGGCCUCUGUGUGAAAGCCUACCACAGAUAAUUCACCAUGCCGAUUCGAUAUUUGCACUCUUGCUACAUCAUAUUGCGGAGAGGGACGUAGUCUCUUCUGAACCGUUGCUUUCCUUGCUUGCGCAUUUUGCCCACGAUCUUGGGUCGAGAUUUGAGAAAUACUUUGCCGAGGCAGUCAACCUGGUGUUAUCAGUGGCCGCAACACAUGAUGCGAGCGAAGUCAUAGAGUGGAGUUUUUCUUGCUUGGCUUGGAUGUUUAAGUUCCUUUCCAGACUUCUCGUACCGGAUCUACGACCUCUUUUGACCAUAAUAGCACCAUACCUUGGAAGAGCGAGACAGAAGCCUUACGUGAUAAGAUUCGCUGCCGAAUCGAUGGCCUUCCUGGUCAGAAAGGCAGGCAACAUGUAUCACAAGAACAAAAUCCCACUUGAAAACGUAAUUUCUUGUCUCUUCGAGGACUUGCAAGGUGUAAAGAAUCAAAAGGAGAAGUUAUCGUAUCAACUCGGAUUGAUGUCGCUCUUUUCUGAGGCGGUAAGAGGUAUAGAUGGCGAGUUGCAUUCCAGCAGCGUCGAGAUCGUUGGCUGCCUCGUCGAUCACGCAAAGCAAUCAACUGAUAUUGAUAACCCACAUCUGGAAAUUCUUGAAGGUGUAGUCAUUUCCAUCAUUCACGAAACGACUGCCGACGGCUUUUUUCCACUAGCGAAACUCAUAAGAGACUUUAGCCGUACACUAGGCGAGCAAAGCCAGCCUGGUGAUGUCGCGGUCAGCGCUAGACUCCUACGUGUCAUUAUUGGGACUCGAAAGGGUUCAAGGAUAAGUGACUGGAAUACUACUAUGGAGGGUCUGGACCAUGUGGCCAAUAUUGCAAGAGAACCAGCCUAUUCGUCUUCUGUUAUCUUGCAAGACAUUCUGACAACAGUUGCCAUGACGUUCCAAUUUUCUCCUCUGGACGCACUCCUUCCAUUCAACACUAGGUUCAUGAAUCAUUUCUCUUCGGAGCCGUUAUCACGCUAUUUCCUUCCCUUCUGCCUGCUGACUGACCAACUUGGCCGCGACCGUUUUCAGAGUCUGGUCUUGCCACAGCUUCAAAAAUACAUAAUACGAGAGUGGCAGCAAGAUCAACUAGGUUGUUGCCUUGCAGUUCGUCAAUUGACUGCCACCGGAAUCCAUGUUUCGGUACCCAGCCAGCCAGGUUGUCCGUCGAGUCAGUACUCAAUAGAUGAAGAGAUCCUGCGAAUUCUCUGUGCCGAUGAGACCGUCCCAGAAUCACCGCAAUUCGUUAAAGAUGCCCUUGCACAAUUUGCCGAGGACGUGUCCCUUCCACAGGACAAAUCUGUGGCAAUCAAGUUCGUUGAGCCGCUGCGGCUGCAAAGCUUAAAGAUGUUAAGAAAAGGGGAAAGCCUGAAUGUAACGAGCAUGGCAUUUUCGGCAGGACGGGGCUUUAAGACAUACGUUCGACUUGCAAAGUUUACGGACAAGCUUGACAAGAGUCUCUGGAUGGAGGUUUGUGACAGUGCUGUCCUGCCAGCCCACAAUCCCAUCUUCCUGACGGCCUUGUCAGAAUAUCUUGAGGCACUAGAUAUGACUGAUGCUGAACUCGCACGGGCUCCUAAACUUAUAAAACGUCUUACCCAGAAUCUUCUGAAUUGUGUGGUGGAGAUCAAGAUCAUCUCCGUAAGACUGAUGCACCAUAUUGUGAGUCGAAUUGAGGUUCAGGAUUUGCUCUCCACGAUUUUGCAAAUAUUAGAGACUCCUUAUGAUCUGCAGACAGUUCGUCAAAUCACAAUGCUCAUCCGACGGCUUGUCGUAUUGCAUAAGAAUGUGAAGUCUGAUAUGCUAUUGCGACAAGCCGUUCCAUACUUUUUUCUGGGACUUCUGACCUCGGAAUCUGGACCUAUUGUGCAAGAAGUGCAUUCAGCCAUUAACACUAUGUGUGAGGAUUCGGCUGACGAGGAAGUUGUGUCCGAUCUUGUCAUGAGAAGUCUGCAGUCAUCGGAUCACUCUUCACCGCCCCAGGAGUCCAUGGGAGAGGAACAAACACCAACAGCGAAGCCAAAUCGAUAUCAAUGUACAAACAUCCAAAAGGUAAAGGAAAUUGCCGAAAAAGCCUUCACUCUCUUUGAUGAACCCAAGAAGAAUCUGGAUAAGAUGCUGAAUGGCCAGUGGGCCAGCACAGAUAAUGGGCCGAUUUUGCUAAGCCGCUUACAAGCUCUGCAAGUUUUGAAAAUCAUUCCUCAAGCUACUGAGAGAAGGUCACGCUUCGUUGUUCCUGUGUUUCUGUCAAUGCAACCAGCUCAGGAUUAUGUCAGCCUGUACCCUGGUUCGGCAGCAUCAACAUCCUCUCACACUCUAAGCCCAGAAUCUAUACCGCGUGCAUGGACUUUUCCUGAGCGCAAGGCUUUUCUUGAGUUAUUGGGAAAGUUCAAGAACCCUAAAGUGUUGUACAAAUCCCAGCAGGUGUUUGAUGCGCUUUUAGAGUGCCUUACAGCAGGCCAGUCCGAAAUUCAGAAAUUAGCACUUCAAGCACUCUUUACUUGGAAGCUUCCUGGCGUCAGAAGAUACGAGGAGAGCCUUCUCAAGCUAACGGACGAGAAGACAUAUCGUGACGAGCUCACUACCCUUUUCCAUUCCGACGUUGAGUCUAGCUCCAUUAGGAAUGAGGAUAGGAGUGAGUUGCUGCCAAUUUUAUUACGGCUGUUGUAUGGUCAGAUGAUCAAUCGGUCUGGCUCGAAAGCAAACCAUGGUGGACAAGAAUCAAAGAGAAAGACAACUUUACGAAUGCUAUUCAAAAUGCAACACGAUGAGAUUGCUGACUUCCUAGACAUUGCGUUUGGGAAAACUUCCAUCCAGAUUGGCGACGAUGGCAGCAUCCAACACGGCACUCUUUCCGUUGAUGUGAUGAGCAUAGAGAAGCAAAAUGGACUUGUGAGAGCUGCCGAAUCUAUGCUGGAGACACUACAAGGCCAGAUGGCACCAUUUGGUGAAAGGAUCCUCGCACCAGUACUGUAUUGCCUGUAUCGAGCAUGUCAGAGACUAAAUGAGAAGAGAAGUACUGAUGACGCUUCCAAGCACGGGAGUAAGAAUUCGAUCGCAAGAAACAUCAGGCGCACCGCUGUACACUGUCUGUGUAUGAUGUCGACCUCUUGCCACGGCAUCAACUGGUCAAUCUAUCUUCCAUCGAUUUUCAAGUAUGCGAUUGAUCCGAAACUAGACAACUUUGCGGUCGAAAACGCACAAGGCAUAUCUGGUCUUUUGCAGCUCUUCGCCACCUGGUCAGAUGAUGCAAGCAAAGUGCCGUACUUGAGCGUCUACAACGAGUCUCUUCUGGAUAGAGUGGCAGACUGUCUGGUCACGCCGUCAACGAAAGACGCCGUUAAGAUCUACAUUCUUGACCAAAUAUUCCUCAGGCUCCCACAGCUGGCUGCAGAGAAUCCAAGUCUCAGGCAGCAAGUUUUGUCGGUCCUUCGGCCUCGCAUGCAGCAUCUGCUGAGGGUCUUGGGCCUCCUUCUAGAGAGCAAAGAGACUCGAAAGGUUCUUGACUCGGUCAUCGCCGUGCUCGCAAGCCUUACUCCGUUAGUUGACUCCACAGUCGAGGUCGCUGGCCUGCUUAGCGCAUGUACCACAUUGCUUGAAGAGUCGUCAGAUAGGGUCGGCCCGAGGGUCAAAGGGGAUCUUCUACGAGCUGUGUUGCAUCUCCUGAGACUUACCUCAUCCAAUGCCGAAUCCUUAGUACAUGGCCAGCUGCGUAAGACAGUCUCCUCUUUUUUUAACUAUUUCAAAGACUCGCCGAGCCGCAGUGCUCUUGCAGAAAUUCUGGAAGUUCAGUCCCUUGGUGACCCUCAGGCAAUCAUCACUGCCUCGCUUUGUUCUCGCUUGAACGCAAUAUCAGGGGAUAAGCUGGACAGUAUUGACUAUGAUUCUCGUCUUGAAGCCUUCAAUGCAAUCAAUGCCAUGGAUGUGGCAGAUUUGAUUCCGGAACUUUGGGAGCCAAUCCUUCAGAAUCUAAUAUAUUUUGCACGAGCCGCCGACGAUUUCGCGAUCCGCUCCAACGCAGUUUCGAGUCUGCGGCGGUUCAUAUCAGCCGCUUGCGAGCUCCAGCGACCUGGUUUCCAUACGCUGCUCCAGACCACCAUCUUCGAAGCGGUGAGAAAAGCAGCCAAAGCGGAUUCGGAAGCUGUCCGAGCAGAUCACCUAGCACUAUUCGGUCUCAUGGUUCAAAAAUGCUACAGCUGGACAGAAAUCAGUGACAUGCAAGGACUGUUGGUAAGCAACGAUGAAGACGCUUCAUUCUUCAACAACAUUCUACAUAUUCAACAUCACCGCCGUAUUCGUGCAAUGCGAAGAUUGGCUGCUGAGGCUGAGCAAGGGGUGUUAAGGAGCACCAAUAUCUGCCAUUUCUUCUUGCCUUUGCUGGAGAAGUUCAUCUUCGAUCCUAAAGAUGACGAGGGCGUACGCAAUUUACGAGGACAGGCAAUUGUGACAGUCGGCAGUCUGCUGCAGUGGGUCGAGUGGGGCCAAUUUCGCGCAAUCCUUCGGAGGUACAAGAGCUAUAUCAACAAUAAGACGGAAGCUGAGAAGGAUGUGAUCAAGCUUCUUGGAGUUUCAGCCGAUGCUCUCAUCUCUUCCUUGUGUCUCGAAACAGAGAAUCAAGACACAGAGAUGCAGGGGCUGGCAGGUGUCAAACGACAAACAGCGCUGAGAAAAUCUCUACCGAGCAUGGAAAGGCUGUCCCAUGAACUGGGGACACAUUUCAUCCCCGACUUAGCCGCUUUCAUCCACCAAAAGGAUGAAUCUCAAGUGACAUCUCGUAUUCCAGUCGCUAUCACGACCGUCAAGCUUCUCCAAAUCCUACCUCAAGCUCAAAUAGCCCAGUUCCUGCCGCCGCUGCUCUUGGACAUAGCCUAUAUCCUUCGUAGCCGAUCUCAGGAUUCUCGAGAUAUUGCACGUAGAACACUCGCCGAGGCCACGUCGAUACUUGGCCCGUCCUGCCUUAACUGGACCUUGAAAGAGCUAAGGACUGCUCUUGCUCGAGGUUAUCAGCUGCAUGUCCUAUCCUACACUGUCCAUUCGAUUCUGGUCGCUAACACAGACCACCUCAAACCUGGAGAUCUGGAUCAUUGCUUAGAUGGUUUGGUUGCCGUUAUCACGGAUGACAUCUUUGGUGUUGUCGGUCAGGAGAAGGAUGCAGAAGAUUACAUCAGUAAGAUGCGUGAAGUAAAGAGCAGGAAGAGCUUUGAUUCCAUGGAGUUGCUGGCCAAAUCGACCACUGUCCAGCAUUUAAUCCGGCUCAUUCGACCACUACAGACUCUUUUGACCGGCAACAUCUCCUCCAAACACUCCAGGCAAGUCGAUGAAUUGCUUCGUAGGAUCGGAAUUGGAUUAUCCCGCAAUCCUAUCGCCGGAAGUCGAGAUAUACUGAUGUUCUCCUAUGAAGUCAUCCAAGAGCUUUAUCACAACAUGCAACCAGCAAAGGAACACAUGAUGACCAAUGACGAGUUAAAUCAUCAAAGAUUCUUAGUACAAGCGUCUGGAUCUAACAAAACCCCGGUCAGUAGGGAUUCUCCUUCAGUAUACAAACUUGCGAAAUUCGCUCUAGACCUGGUGCGUUCUACCUUGCAAAAGCACGAUAACUUGCUGAAGCCGGAAUCUGUGCAUGGUUUCUUGCCUGUUAUCGGCGACGCUCUGGUUCAAGCUCAAGAGGAUGUCAAAACAUCAGCCAUGCGGACUUUAACGGCCAUCAUCAAGCUGCCAAUGCCUGAGCUGCAAGAGAACGCUAGCCUGUACAUUAUUGAGGCAGUCAUGGUAGUCAAGGACUCGAUCAGUACGAACGGUGAAGCUCCCCAAGCAGCCUUGAAGCUCGUUGCCGCGAUCCUUCGGGAACGGCGAAGUGUCCAUAUAAGAGAGUCAGACCUGUCAUAUCUCCUCCAUCGCAUCAUGCCCGACCUUGAACAACCGGAUCGCCAAGGUGUCACUUUUAACUUUAUCAAGGCGGUGAUGGCACGAAAGAUCAUGUUACCUGAGGUUUAUGACGCCAGCAAGAAGAUUGGGAUGAUGAUGAUCACGAACCAUGGUCAGAGUGCUCGGGAUGCUGCGCGAGGUGUAUUCGUCCACUUCGUGCUUGAAUAUCCUCAGUCGAAAGAGCGAUGGAACAAACAAAUCAAGUUUCUGGUUAAGAACCUCAGCUACCAAUAUCCAGAAGGGCGGCAGUCCACCAUGGAAGCAAUCAAUAUGCUGUUGAAUAAAGUUGGCGAAAGCGUCGCACAGGAGCUAAUUGCAAAGAUUUUUAUCCCGCUAAUAUUGAUCAUGGCGAACGACGACAAUGCAGGAUGCCGGGAAAUGGCAGGCGCUUUGCUUAGCCGUUGCUUUGAGAAAGCAGAUGCAGAGCAGCUGAAAUCACUUCUUGGUUCCUUGCAAGGUUGGGUCCAGCAAUCGGGAAACCUUGCUUUACGAAAGACAGGUCUGCAAGCCUUCAAGAUCCUGUUUGAAGUGUUAGGCGUUAAAGCAGAGAAGGAGGUGCCAGCAUUACUUUCAGAAACUUGCCAGAUCGUCAAGGAAUUAGGCCACAGCGAUGCAGGAGAGACAUGGGAGACUAUCUAUCAUGCUCUGCAGUUGGUCCUCAAGAUCACUGCAGUGUUCCCUGCCUUAGCGAUGGCCAAUCAACAAAGCCUACUAUGGUCAAGGAUUUGUGCUUUGCUUACCUACCCCCAUCCGUGGGUCCAGAGUAGCAGUGCGGCACUGAUGGGCGCUUGCUUUCACGAUAUUGCAAUCGCGAACGGGAAGUCAUCGCUAGCAUCGUUGCCCUUGAUCGGAAGUCACGGUCUACAGCUUACUGGUGAGGCACAACUUGACGUGAUGAGGUCUAGUCUGUGUGUGCUGAAAAGGAACUGGUCCUCCCGAGACAUGAGUGCUCAGCUAGGUCGAAACCUGGUUUUUCUAGGACGCUGUUUUAACGCGAAUAGUCUAUCAAUCGAUACUACAGCGCCCAGCACGACACGAGAGGUUGAGAAUCCAGAUCUUGAUGACGACGAAGAACACAAGUCAGAUGAUGAGAACGAAGUCCUCCCGCAAGGAACUCGAGUCCCUGCAAUAGCCUACCUCCUCACCCAACUCUCCCUCAUCCUCCGCCACGAACCCCGAAAACUUACCAGCGCCACCCUCCUCCCCAAACAAUCCUCCCUCACUGUACUUGCCGCCUUAAUCCACCACACUCCAACCACAACCCUCGACCCUCUCCUCCCUACCACCAUCCUCCCCCCCCUAGCCCACCUCACAGACCCCACCCUCCCAACGCCCAAUUCCUCAUCCUCCUCAAGCACGGAUCCCAAUUUCAGCAGCACCUUCCGCGAUCUCAUCACCUCGGCAUCCGAGGUCCUAGAUCUUCUGCAGAAGAAAGUCGGUGCGACGGAAUAUGUGAAAGCUAUGACGGAGGCGCAGAGGCUGAGGCGCGAGAAGAGGGAGGGGAGACGGAUCAAGAGGAGAUUGGAGGUUGUGAGGGAUCCUGAGGCGGCGGCGAGAAGUAAGAGGAGGAGGGGAGAGAAGGAGAAGAGGAGGAAGGUCGCGAGAGGCGAGGGGUUCAGGGCCGCGAGGAGGGGGUUGUAG
Molecule: messenger RNA, 7857 nt
Organism: Endocarpon pusillum Z07020
Lineage: Eukaryota; Fungi; Ascomycota; Eurotiomycetes; Verrucariales; Verrucariaceae
Exons: 1
Coding region: 1-7857 (2618 amino acids)
Cellular component (GO): 90S preribosome; nucleolus; small-subunit processome
Source: RefSeq, a predicted model, not a curated record